AAUUUACAUGUAUUUGGGUGUUGUCCGCAAGGUGCGUUGCUCCAACGCCGACCGAAAUUUUGUAAUGAUCAAACAAAUUUUUAUUUGAAUUCUAAUACAACGACGAAUUAAUAUCUAGCUGCAUUAUUUCUAACUAUGAAGUUAUGAUGAUUAAUACGUUGUAUUAUUUCGUUGCGGUGCUGAGUUUAAGCUUAACAAGCGUCCGAUCAGAUUCAGUACGAUAUUAUUACGACUAUGAGUGUAAUGAACCUCUUUUAGAGACUGCUAAGUUGACAGCUACUUCUAGUUUAAGAGAAAGAGGACCAGAGAAUGCUCAGUUGUAUGGAACCUCAGCAUGGACGGCGAAAGAGAGCUCCUACUAUCAGCACUUGACGGUAAAAUUGGGCAAGCGCGUAGAAUUACGUGCGAUAGCCACCAGGGGGCGGUUUGCGACAAGCGAGUUCGUUUCGGAGUACAUGCUCCUGUACUCUGAUAACGGAGAGAGCUGGCGGGUCGUAUCUGACUCGGAUGGAUAUGAAAAGAUGUUUGGAGGCAACCACGAUGGCAAUACAAUAGUUAAAAAUGAAUUCGAAGUGCCUAUAAUUGCUCAAUACAUUAGGAUUAAUCCCAUGAGGUGGCGAGAUAAGAUCUCUAUGCGCGUGGAGUUGUACGGAUGUGAUUAUGUGGCCGAUACCCUUUAUUUUAAUGGAAGUUCCCUUGUGAAAGUGGAUUUACUCCGAGACCCGGUAUCAGCAUCACGUGAAACGGUGCGUUUCCGUUUUAAGACUAGUGUCGCCUCCGGGGCCCUGCUGUACUCCCGCGGUACUCAGGGCGACUACUUAGCCUUGCAGUUGAGGGAUAAUAGGCUUGUACUUAACAUUGAUCUAGGUUCAGGAUUAUUGACAUCCCUGUCCGUGGGCAGCCUCCUGGAUGAUAACAUAUGGCACGAUGUAGUAAUAUCUCGUAACCGAAGAGAUAUAAUUUUCUCGGUGGAUCGAGUGGUGGUGCAGGGACGAAUAAGGGGGGAGUUCUCUCGGCUCAACCUCAAUCGAGCGUUCUACAUAGGCGGUGUACCGAACUUCCAAGACGGUCUCGUCGUUAACCAGAACUUCACGGGCUGUGUUGAGAACAUGUAUUUGAACUCAACGAACAUCAUAUACGAACUGAAGCAAGGAUAUGAAACCGGAGAACCUUUUAAGUAUCAGAAAGUUAACACCCUGUAUAGCUGUCCGGAACCGCCCUUGGUCCCGGUGACGUUCCUGAAGGCUGGCUCGUACGCCAAACUUCGAGGCUACUCGGGCGGUAACACGUUGAACGUGUCUCUCGAGUUCAGGACUUACGAGUUGCACGGACUUCUCAUUUACCACAAGUUCAAAUCCGAUGGAUAUGUUAAGGUCUUCCUAGAAGAAGGUCUAGUGAAAGUUGAACUGUUCACUGAAGGUUCGCCCAAGGUAAAGCUCGACAACUAUGCUGAGGUCUUCAACGAUGGCCGCUGGCAUUCCCUGAUGCUGACCAUGGCUCCGGACACGCUGAUCCUCUCUCUCAACUAUAGACCCGUCAAAACUACCAAGAAACUCAAAUUCUUUACUGGAAGCAGUUAUUACAUCGCCGGAGGUAAGUCCGGCGUGCGCGGCUUCGUGGGCUGCAUGCGUCGCAUAGCCUUGGACGGCAACUACCGUCUUCCGACCGACUGGAAGCCCGAGGAGUAUUGCUGCCCCAACGAGGUCGUGUUUGAUGCCUGCCAUAUGAUUGACAGAUGUAACCCAAACCCGUGCGAGCACGGCGGGACGUGUACGCAGACUGCGGACGAGUUCACGUGCGACUGCACGGACACCGGAUACGCCGGAGCCGUGUGCCAUUCUUCAACCCACCCGCUGUCGUGCCAGGCGUACUCCAACGCGGCCGGCUUGACGAGGUCGGCCGACAUCAAGGUGGACGUGGACGGCUCCGGGCCCUUACCGGCCUUCCCCGUCACUUGCCACGCCUAUUCGGACGGUCGUAUAGUGACGGCCGUGAGCCACGCGGUGGCCAGCAGCAGCGUCGUGGACGGAUACCAGGAGCCCGGGAGCUUCAAACAGGACAUCGAGUAUGACGCGUCGCGAGCCCAACUCGAGGCCUUGUUGAACCGAUCUCAUACUUGCUCUCAGCGCUUGGACUACAUGUGCAGACAUUCGCGCCUGCUCAAUUCACCCAGCGAAGAAUCGAACUUCCACCCGUUCGCAUGGUGGGUGUCGCGCAGCGGUCAACGCAUGGACUAUUGGGCCGGGGCCCCUCCCGGGUCCCGCAUGUGCGCCUGUGGGGUCCUCGGGUCCUGCAAGGACCCUAGCAAGUGGUGCAACUGCGAUGCGGAAUAUCUGCUUGGGGAUAAAGACGAUUUCCAAAUGGAUGGCGGCGACAUAACCGAGAAGGAGUAUUUGCCGGUGAAGCAGUUGCGCUUCGGGGACACGGGCAGCCAUCUCGAUGAAAAGGAGGGGAGGUACACCCUCGGACCUCUCUUGUGCGAGGGAGACGACUUGUUCAACAACGAGAUAACAUUCCGAAUCUCCGACGCCGUGGUGAUGUUGCCGGCCUUUGAUUUGGGCCACAGCGGAGACAUCUACUUCGAAUUUAAGACCACGAAAGAGAACGCUGUGCUAUUGCACGCUAAGGGUCCCCAAGACUACAUAAAGCUGUCGAUAAUCGGCGGAGACCAGCUGCACUUCCAGUUCCAAGUGGGAGACACGCCCCUCGGCGUCUCCGUGGAGACCAGCUCGCGGCUGGCCGAUGACCACUGGCAUUCCGUGUCCAUCGAGAGGAAUAGGAAAGAAGCUCGGGUGGUCGUGGACGGGGCGCUGAAGAACGAGAUUCGAACAGCUAAAGAACCCGUGAGGGCCCUACACCUCACCACGGCCCUCGUGCUGGGCGCGACGUUGGAGCGGAAGGACGGCUUCGUCGGCUGCAUGAGGGCCCUGCUCCUCAGCGGGAAACCGGUCGACCUCAGAUCCUAUGCCAGGCGAGGACUGUACGGAGUGUCGGAGGGCUGCGUGGGCAAGUGCCAGUCUUCUCCCUGCCUCAACAACGGAACUUGUCUCGAGAGAUACGACACCUACUCCUGCGACUGCCGCUGGACCGCCUUCAAGGGCCCGAUUUGUGCCGACGAAAUCGGAGUGAACCUUCGCCCCAAUCUGAUGGUGAAAUACGAUUUCCUCGGCUCGUGGCGAUCCACCAUCAGCGAGAAGAUCCGCGUCGGUUUCACCACCACCAACCCCAAGGGAUUCUUGCUCGGGUUCUACUCCAACAUUUCCGCCGAGUACCUCACGCUCAUGGUGUCGAACUCUGGUCACUUGCGUGUGGUGUUCGACUUCGGUUUCGAGCGUCAAGAGAUAAUAUUCCAAGGGAAGCACUUCGGGCUGGGCCAGUACCACGACGUGCGUCUCUCCAGGAAGAACAGCGGCGCCACUAUGGUCCUGCAGGUGGACAACUACGAGACCCAGGAGUACCACUUCAACAUUCGCGAAAGUGCGGACGCGCAGUUCAACAACAUCCAGUACAUGUACAUGGGCCGCAACGAAACCAUGAACGAAGGCUUCGCCGGAUGCGUCAGUCGCGUGGAGUUCGACGACAUCUACCCUCUGAAGCUGCUCUUCCAGCAGGACCCGCCCGCCAACGUCCGAGCCAUCGGCGGAAUCCUUCACGAAGACUUCUGCGGCGUCGAACCCGUGACCCAUCCCCCGGAGCCCAUCGAGACUCGACCUCCUCCUCUGGUCGACAACACCGCCGACGAUCUCCAUCGCACCGACGAAGCCAUACUUGCGACCGUGCUGGCCUUCAUAUUCCUGCUGCUCAUCGCCGUGGCCAUAGUGUUGGUGCGUGCGCUGUCACGCCACAAGGGAGAAUACCUCACGCAGGAGGAACGCGGAGCGGAAGGAGCGGCAGACCCCGACUCGGCAGCUCUCGCGGCCGCCACCGGGCCGAGGGUCACCAAGCGAAGGGAGUUCUUCAUCUAGACGCGUCAUCAGCUUUCAUUCCAUUUAUUUCUUACCUUAGUUUAUUAAAUAUCGUAGACUUAUUCUGACGCAUCAGUUAAAUUGUCAUGUCGAUGCCCGAUUCAUAAAUGUACUGUAUGUACGAACAAAGAUAUCUCUUUAAUAUUUCCCAAUUCAAAGUCGUUAACAAAAUCUUCGGUAGUGAUGUCAUUAGCACAAAGCGAUUUCUACUUGAUUCUUCUCCCAGUAAGUGCCAUUUGGCUAUUCCCUGUACAAUAUUUAACAAAAACUAUGUAAUUUUUUUGAAUAGAUACAAAUUAAGACACUAGAGAGAGAAUAAUUUGAAUUCGCUAAGAAUUUGUUUCUGCUGUAAGAGAUGAACUUAUCUAAGCACCUCGAAUGGCGAACAUAGCUUUCGGCAGCUUUAGCUUUUAGUAUAUUUUUAUAAUCUCAUGUAAAUUAGAUUAUUUUUUAGUUUUGUCGAGCUUUUCGUUUAUUUUUCCGUCCAAAAAAUGUCAAAACGCUACUUAAUUGUAUAAACGCGAUUUAUGUUUGGAAAUGCAAAAACAAAAUAUUGUGUAAUUUAUUUUAUUGUAUUUCGUGUGUGUGAAGGUAGGAGCCGUAGUAGCGGAUCGAAUCUCAUUUAUUAUUGUAUUACUAUUUGUAAUUAAAAGACUUCUGUAUCGUACAAAUGUAUUUUUUGUAAAUUGCACAGACUAAACAAUAACUGAGGGUUAAUUUUUAAUCUAUAGUUUGCAAAACAAUUUCAGCUGUUUACUGGCUGUCACUGAUAAAAAUAUUACUACGAGUAAAAUGAUCUAAUAUAAAUUAUAAAUUAACCUUUGAGUAUUGUUUUAAUUAGUUUAGAUUUGUAUAAUGUUUGAGCAUUACAUUAUUUCCACAGACAAUACUUUAUAAAUCGCUAUCUUCUAAGUGAAGAAUAAUGAUCUGUUAAAAUAAAUUUAACCAUUGAACUAAUGUUGAAGCGAGCAGGUUUCUUGACUUCCGUAAUCUUUUUUAUCCAAAUAAAAUAUUUAAUGAAUAAUUUUUAGCUUUUUUAUAUAUAGUAUGCUAUUGUCUGUGGAUGACGUCACAUAAGGGUGCCUUAAAGUUUGGCACAGAGAUCACUUAGCGUAGACUAGAGUUUUUAUUUUACUAUGAAAUCACAAAUAAAUGCCCAAAUAUCAUAA
Messenger RNA from Pieris napi, 5134 nucleotides. RefSeq names its product neurexin-4 (gene Nrx-IV). Lineage: Eukaryota; Metazoa; Arthropoda; Insecta; Lepidoptera; Pieridae. The record is from RefSeq and is a predicted model, not a curated record. The transcript is spliced from 24 exons. The coding region runs from base 144 to 3965 and encodes 1273 amino acids.